Molecule: messenger RNA, 12388 nt
Organism: Colias croceus (clouded yellow)
Lineage: Eukaryota; Metazoa; Arthropoda; Insecta; Lepidoptera; Pieridae
Gene: Dnah3
Product: dynein axonemal heavy chain 3
Exons: 71
Coding region: 1-12357 (4118 amino acids)
Biological process (GO): microtubule-based movement
Cellular component (GO): dynein complex
Molecular function (GO): ATP binding; minus-end-directed microtubule motor activity; dynein intermediate chain binding
Source: RefSeq, a predicted model, not a curated record
AUGGCGAGCGGUGACCGCAAGCGACCGCCCCCGGCAGGCCCCAAAUGCCCCUCUCGGUUCGUCCCCGGGCCGCCGCGGAAACAGCCCAACUUGCCCUGGAUGCCCCGGGCAGGAUACAGCCACGAGCUGGACAGGGACAGUGAACUAUUGCGGUCAGCGAAGAAUUAUUAUCCUGAAGGUGAUAGUGAAGGCGGUUGCAGCGAGUUCCCGCCGCUGAUGAUGCGCAAGUCGUGGACGCGUGGCGUGCCGUACCGGGACAGCUUCGACCACGCCAAACCUGCUGACUCUAUUGGUAACUGCUACACUAGGGCGACGAAAACUAUGAGAACAAUAAACAUGCCCCCAAAGCGUCGUCCGCCCCCGCAACUGUAUGGGCCAUUGGGACCAAACGGGGAACUACAGUUUCCACCUUUAAAGUCCUGGGCGGAAAGGGAGAAGGAAAAACUUGAUGCUAUAAAAAAGGAAAAGGAGAAACAUAAGUUGCAAAAAGGUUUGGUGCUACUUGAAGAUCUGGUUUCUGGCGCAUACGAUAGACGUAAAGCGGCAGAGGCAGAAGCGAAGAGAAAGAGAAUCGAGAAGAGAAAGCGAGAGAAGGAAGCGGCGGAAAUUGCUGCUAAGGAAGCAUUGAAAAAGCACUUAGCAAAACUAGAGUUUGAGUUGCCAAGAGACCCAGAUGACCAAAAGUGCGAGUUGAUCAGGAUCACUGAAGAAGAGCACUAUAGAUAUAUUCAUCCCAAGGAACUUGAAAGGAUCAAUUAUUAUUUAACUACGUCUCUAACCGGACCCCACAUCCCAGAGUUUCCAGAACACCUAUAUAAGCGGGCUAAAACCCGCGUGGAUAAACAAACUGCGGCCAUAAAGCGGCGCCUGCUCAGCCUCACGUACAGCGCCUGCGUGAGGCAGAGUGCGAAUGAGAUAAGGGACUUCUUUGAGAUGGCUAUGAAGAGAUGUCUCCUAAGCUACAUCCUCGAAGACGUAGCGGAGCGGCAACGCCUCCACAUCUCCUUCCUGCCCACUCUAUGGCCGGCGCUAGUUGUACGAGCUCCAGUCCCGUGGCAUACGACCGCAGUACGAGCGAGACAGGCGAUGGGCUACCGGUACUAUGAGGGGAACCCCGUGCUGGUGGAGCUGCGGAGAAUCUGGUUCGAGAGAUACCAAAACAUAUACAUCUGCGACAUGAAUAAAAUGCAAGAGGAUCUGCCCUUCCCCCAAUACCCGAGCGAAUUCACAGAACGGCUCAACAAAUUGUGUGCUCAAACCAGAGCAGAGCUAGUUGAUAACUGGUUGAUAGAUGUCGCCGAUACGAUGAUUAAGAUGCGGCAUCAUUGGGCUGGAUAUGUGGCCAAGAGAAAGAAGGCCUCUACCUUCCAAGUGGAAGAGUUUUUUGGUUGCAUCCAUGGGUUGAUGUCAAAACAAGUUCGAGAUCUGGUGGAGAGAAGUAUCUUUCAUUUCGCGGAAUAUUUCUCAUAUUAUUGGGAGGGCAACAAAUACUCUGGCGAGUACAAAGACUACACAUACAUAAAGCGGCCAUUACUCCGCAUUAAAGUGAUCGGUCGCGCAGGAUCCACGCAGCUAGCCUUCGAGCCUUCGUUAGAUCACAUGCGGGCGCUUAUUGUUAAAUGGAUACAUACGAUAAUCAAUGUUAAUAUGCAAUUGCCGAGCGUGGAUAGUAUUAUGUAUCCAGGUUCGGCCCGCCCCAAACCUUACCUUAUGUCAGUAUACCCGGAUGAACCCUACAUGGCGGAAGUAGUGAACCAAUGCACUCGAUACUUUUCGCUCAAUAGACCUGGACCAAUCAGCUUCCUUAGCCGUUAUGAAGAGUAUUACUAUUUGUUGGAUGGUACUGCUCAUGAGGAUCUGCUGAAGUUUUUUGCUCUAGAUCCUCCGCCGUAUUUGAAGGACUUCUCAGCCCAAAUCCGUCAAUACGAAGUCCUCCGCGAUGAGAUCCUCUUCCUCCGCCGGGACAUUCCUCUCAACAUGGUGAUGCUGGACUGUGGACCGAUCAAUGACGUCAUCUGGGAUGUGGUGAAUGGGCUUCGGCAGUAUAUCGUGGACCACUUUAUAUUGUUGAACAGGAAGUGGAAUCGAUCGAUAUGCAACGUGUACGAAGAAAUGGCGGCACGUGCGUCCGAAAGUCCCGAAACCACAGCACAACUAGUUGAACUGCUGGCUUACAUUCUCGAGUGUAGAGAUUGCUCCCUCUUUGAGUUGAGAGAGAAAUCGCGCACUACAGCAGAAUAUGUGCUUUUUCUUAUGGAGCAUGCGCAUUUGUCGUUCGAAGACAUAAACCUGAACACGCGCGUGUUUCUCUGGCCGCUCGACAUGGAGGACACGAUAGACCUGACGCUGAAGACGCUCAACACCAAGAAGACGAUGGCGGAGGACAAGCUGAGGAGCAGGAAGGCGAUCUUCGAGGAGAAGCUGAAGCGGCACGAGAAGGAGCUGGAGCUGUUCCGCCGGUUCGACCCGCCGCUGCUCAACCUGGACCUGCUGCGGGAGGUCGUGGCCAAGGUGGACGAGAUCAACAAUAACUUGAUGGACGACAAACACGAAGCGGAGGACAUAAUCAGCGAGGAGACGCUGUUAGACCAGGAGGUGUCGGUAUACUUCAGCCUGCAGACCAUGCUCGCCGGGAUAGAGCCCUUCCACAAGCUGUGGCAUACUGCCUUCGACUUUUACGAUGGUUAUGAGAAAUGGUACCACGGUCCAUUCCUCGGCUUGGACGCAGAGCAGAUCUCGGAGGACGUGGAGGCGUGGUGGAAGCUGCUGUACAAGCUGGGCAAGCAGCUGUUCGAGUUCCCAGGUGCCAAGCGUAUAGCAGAUAUGGUGCGAAACAAGCUGGAGAAGUUCAAGGUGCUGGUGCCCGUGCUGUGCGCUAUUUGUAAUAAGGGCAUGCGCGAGCGCCACUGGGCCAAAAUCAGCGAACUUGUUGGUGCCGAAGUAUCACAUGAACCCGGUGCAUCACUAGCUGAUAUGGUAGAACAAGGAGUGCAUGUGUACGCAGCUCAGUUGGAAGAGAUAGAGCAAUAUGCCGCUAAGGAAUAUGGGCUGGAGAAAGCACUAGCCAAGAUGAAGGAAGAGUGGCUUGGUGUGAAGUUCGAGGUGGUUCCGUAUAGGGACACAGGCGUGGGCAUCCUCACCGGGUUGGACGACAUCCAACAACAGUUGGACGACCACAUCCUGAAGGCGCAGACGAUGCGCGGCUCGCCCUACGUGCGCGCGUUCGAGCGGGACAUGGCCGCCUGGGAGGACAAGCUCAUCGCCAUGCAGGACAUACUCGACCAGUGGCUGCAGUGCCAAGCGACAUGGAUGUAUCUCGAACCGAUCUUCUCCUCGGAAGACAUAAUGCGUCAAAUGCCAACCGAAGCGCGUAACUUCCGUGACGUGGACAAAGAAUGGCGCACCAUCAUGGGGGCAACUCAGAAGGAUCCCAUGGUGCUGACAGCUACCGACUUCCCGGGGCUGCUGAAGAAGCUGAGAUAUAAUAAUGCCCUGUUGGAUGAUAUACAGCGGGGACUCAAUGAUUAUCUCGAGAAGAAACGGCUGUUCUUCCCCAGAUUCUUCUUCCUAUCAAACGAUGAACUGCUCGAGAUACUCUCGGAGACGAAAGACCCGAUGCGUGUACAGCCACAUCUCAAGAAAUGCUUCGAGGGGAUCUACACGUUGGACUUUAAUGCUAAUAAGGAAAUAAUUGGCAUGGCGUCCUCUGAAGGGGAAAUUGUGAAGCUGUCCUCGAGUAUUCAACCGGCUGAUGCUAAGGGCAUGGUGGAGCGCUGGCUGCAGCAGCUGGAGCACCAGAUGAUGGUGAGCCUGCGGGACGUGGCCUCUGAGGCCAUCACAGCUUAUACCCUUACAGAGAGGACUGAGUGGGUGCUGUGUUGGCCCGGACAGAUCGUGCAGGCGGGCUCCUGUGUACAGUAUACCACUGAGGCAAUAGAGGCGAUAAACACCACAAGUUUGCCCGAGCUGAUCGCGCACAGCACGCAGCAGAUCACGGGGCUGGUGUACCUGGUGCAGGGCGAGCUGGAGCCCGGCAACCGCAUCACUGUGGAGGCGCUCAUCGUGCUCGACGUGCACGGUCGGUCCAUCCUAGAAGAGAUGGAAGAGAAGCAAGUCCGUGACAUAACAGAUUUCAACUGGAUUUCACAACUCCGUUACUACUGGCGCGGUGAUCGGAUGACUUGCUCCAUGAUUACCACGGACGUGGAGUACGGGUUCGAGUACCUGGGCAAUACCGGGCGGCUGGUGGCUACGCCGCUCACUGAUAGGUGUUAUAGGACACUAAUGAGUGCCCUAAAACUGAACCUGGGCGGUGCCCCCGAGGGUCCAGCGGGGACGGGCAAGACGGAGACCACGAAGGACCUGGCCAAGGCCGUCGCCAAGAAGUGCGUGGUCUUCAAUUGCUCGGAUGGACUGGAUUAUAAGGCGCUGGGGAAGUUCUUUAAGGGACUAGCACAAUCUGGCGCCUGGGCGUGUUUCGAUGAAUUCAACCGCAUCGAACUAGAAGUCCUAUCAGUUGUGGCUCAGCAGAUCCUGUCCAUCCAACUGGCAAUUCUACGCAGGGACAAGCGGUUCAUCUUUGAGGGCACGGAGAUUAGUUUGAAUCCGACAUGCUCAGUCUUUAUUACUAUGAAUCCUGGGUACGCGGGACGAACGGAAUUGCCAGACAAUCUAAAAGUGCUAUUCCGCACGGUCGCCAUGAUGGUACCCGACUACGCCAUGAUCGGCGAGAUCACGCUCUACUCAAAUGGAUUCGUUAAUGCUGGCCCUCUAGCCCGCAAGAUAGUGCAAGCGUACAAGCUCUGUUCGGAGCAACUGUCCUCCCAGAACCACUACGACUACGGCAUGCGAGCGGUCAAGUCGGUGCUACUCGCCUCUGGGGCGCUCAAGAAGAACUAUCCCGAUAAAGAUGAGGCACAGUUGGUGUUGAGGGCCAUUAUUGAUGUCAAUAUGCCCAAGUUUUUGUCGCAGGACGUACCCCUCUUCACCGGGAUAUACUCGGAUCUAUUCCCGGGCGUGGAGAUCCCUCAACCAGACCGAGCAGAGUUACUCAAGUGCAUCAACAAAGAACUGGACAAGAGAAACCUGCAGCCCACUGAGUGGUAUCUGGAGAAGAUAAUACAGAUAUACGAAAUGAUGCUAGUCCGUCACGGGUUCAUGAUAGUGGGUCCCCCCAUGGGUGGCAAGACACAAGCGUACCAGAGCCUCGCGGAAUCUCUCCGGGCGUUACAAUUGAUGAAGCCUCCGCCAAGGCAUAAGGAGUUUGGUGCUAUAUAUCGGAUUAUUAACCCGAAAGCGAUCACUAUGGGACAGCUGUAUGGCUGCUUUGAUCCGGCUAGUCAUGAGUGGUCGGACGGUGUGCUAGCGAUAGCGUUCCGCGAAUACGCAAUGUCCAUAACGAGAGAUCGUAAAUGGAUACUCUUCGACGGGCCCGUGGACGCGGUGUGGAUAGAGAACAUGAACACAGUGCUAGAUGAUAACAAGAAGCUGUGCCUGAUGAGCGGAGAGAUUAUACAGAUGACAAACAAAAUGAAUUUAAUAUUUGAACCUGCGGAUUUGGAGUUCGCGUCACCUGCUACAGUGUCGCGAUGUGGUAUGAUCUACAUGGAGCCUGAACAGUUGGGUUGGCGUGCGUUUCUCCAAUCGUACAACACGCAUCUCAGCAAGAAGCUGAUCCCGGAACAGUUUGAACUGAUCCAGGAGUUAAUUGACUGGCUAGUGCCGGCCAUGUUUGAGUUCAUGCAGGCCAAGUGCACGCACUUUGUUCAAGUCGGCGAGAUUCACCAGUUUUAUUCGUUCACCCGCCUGUUCACGUGUUUACUGGAGGGCGAGACGCAGUUCAGCACGAUGUGGCUGCAGUGUACUUUUGUGUUUGCGCUUCUCUGGGGCAUCGCACCGUCUAUUAAUGGUGAAAGUAGAAAAGCGUUCGAUACGUUCUUCCGCAAACUCCUAGACGGUAGUAAUGCGGCGUACCCCAAGCCAAAAUCGUUUAAGUUGACGAAGAACCAGCUGUUCCAGGACAAGGAUACGGUGUUUGAUUAUGUGUAUGAUAAGAGAAACAACGGCACUUGGAUACCCUGGGUCGAGCUGGAGAAGGAGGCGCCACUGCCGCCAACUGCUAAGGUGAACGACCUCAUAAUCCUUACCAACGAGAACGCGUGUCUCCGCUUCUUCGUGUCCAAGAUGGUGAAGUCCAAGAUACCAAUCCUGCUGGUUGGUCCCACAGGAACCGGCAAGUCGUCGCUAGUGCUCAACUUCCUCCUGUCACUGCCCAAGGAGAAAUACAUCACUAAUACCAUUAAUUUCUCGGCUAGGACUACCGCGAAUCAGACGCAAGAUAUAAUAAUGUCAAAAGUUGACAGAAGAAGGAAAGGAGUAUUUGGUCCGUCUAUGGGUAAAAAGUGUGUGCUAUUCGUGGACGACCUGAGCAUGCCGCAGAAGGAGCAGUGGGGCGCGCAGCCGCCGCUGGAGCUGCUGCGGCAGUGGAUCGACCACGGACACUGGUACGACCUCAAGGAGAUGGCGCGCCAGGAGCUGGUGGACGUGCUGUUCGUCUCAGCGAUGUUACCUCCAGGUGGUGGCUCCAACCUGAUCUCGUCACGACUGACGCGUCACACCGUGCUCAUCACACUCGACUCGUUUGAAGAUAACACUUUGAACAAGAUAUUCGGUACGAUCAUGGAUUGGCAUUUUGCUAAGGGAUUCAGUGAUACACUGGCUAGACAGAGCAAGAGCGUAGUCAGCGCGACAAUGGAGGUCUACAAAUCAGUCACACUUCAAUUCCUCCCAACGCCCAGCAAGUGCCACUACCUGUUCAAUUUACGCGACUUUUCUCGCGUCAUCAAGGGCGUGCUGCUCGUGCCCGCCUCGCACAUGCGCGACGUGAACAAGCUCGUGCUGCUGUGGAUACACGAGACCUACCGCGUGUUCUAUGAUCGGCUGGUGGACGAUGCUGAUAGGCUCAAACUAUUCGACUUGGUGUACAAAGCGGUGUACGCGAACUACCGCGUGCACAUGGACCAAGUGCUGACGGAGCUGGGCUACGUGCCCGACGGCGAGAAAUGCUCGAACAAACAUGCGGCGAAUAUAUUCUUUGGCAACUAUAUGGAGCCGGACGCUGAUCCCAAGAUUUAUGAUCAGGUAAUGGACCUGGAUGACAUGUCGGUAAAGAUGGAGUACUAUCUAGAAGAGUACAACGUGGUGUCGUCGUCUCCUAUGUCGUUGGUCAUGUUCCGAUACGCGCUGGAUCAUAUCUCGAGAUGUACGCGUGUGCUGUUGCAGGAUAAUGGUAACUUGUUAUUGGUCGGUGUGGGAGGCAGUGGCAGAAGUAGUGCAGUGAAGUUAGCAGCAAGUAUUUUAGAAAUGAAUGUCAUACAGAUCGAGAUAUCCCGCGUGUACGGACAGAAUGAGUGGCGGGAUGAUCUACGGAAGAUGUUGAUGAAGGCCGGCAUUAUUGGGAAACCGCUUGUAUUCCUAUUUGCUGAUAAUCAAAUAAUGUACGAAGGAAUGGUGGAAGAUAUCAACAUGUUGCUCAAUACUGGUGAUAUUCCUAAUUUGUACGGAAUGGACGAAAAAGUGGAGAUAUUGGACAAGAUGCAAGCGGCGGUCAGAGAGAGUGGUAAGAAGAUAGAAACCACCCCGCUAGCAAUGUUCGGUUUCUACGUGGAGCGUGUGAAAGCGAACCUGCGGAUCGUGCUAGCUAUGUCACCGAUUGGGGAUUCGUUCAGGAAUCGCUUGAGGAUGUUCCCGUCGCUCAUUAAUUGUGCUACUAUUGAUUGGUUCACAUCAUGGCCGCCAGAGGCACUGGAACGCGUGGCGUCCAUGUUCAUAGCGAAGAUGGAGAACGUCGGCGACGAGCUGCGCGACGCGUGCGUAGUGAUGUGCCAGCUGUUCCACACUAGUGUUGUGACGCUCAGCGAUAGGUUUUAUGCAGAUCAAAAGCGCAAAGUGUACGUCACACCGACGAGCUACUUGGAGCUUAUCAAAGCAUUCAUGAGCUUAUACGCUUUGAAAGUUGACCAGAUUACUAAAGCUAGGAUACGCUACGAGACAGGUCUGGAACAGCUGGAGUUCGCAGCGGGCCAGGUGGCGGUGAUGCAGCAGAACCUCAUCGACCUGCAGCCGCUGCUCGUCGAGACAUCGGAUAAGACUGAGAAGCUCAUGAUUAAGAUCGAACAGGAUACUGUGGUGGUGGAGAAGCAGAAAGAGAUAGUAGGUGCGGACGAAGCGCUAGCCAACGAAGCGGCUGCAGCGGCUCAAGCGAUCAAGGACGACUGUGAGUCGGACCUCGCUGAAGCGGUGCCAGCGCUGCAAGCGGCGUUAGAUGCGCUGAAUACUCUCAAACCAGCAGAUAUCACACUGGUGAAGUCGAUGAAGAACCCCCCAGCUGGGGUGAAGCUGGUGAUGGAAGCGGUGUGCGUGAUGAAGGGCAUUAAGGGGGAUAGGAAGAUGGAUCCUAAUGGUAAACCGUUUGAAGAUUUCUGGGGACCAUCGCAAAAGAUGUUGGGAGACAUGAAAUUCCUAGAGAGCUUGAAAAACUAUGAUAAAGACAACAUUCCACCUGCGAUUAUGAAGAAAAUAAGGGACAAAUACAUCCCGGACCGUGAAUUUGACCCAGCAGUGAUCGCGAAAGUGUCGUCCGCGUGCGAGGGGCUCUGCAAGUGGGUGCGAGCUAUGGACGUGUACGAUCGAGUCAUUAAGGUAGUAGCACCAAAGAAAGCGGCGCUAGCUGAAGCUGAAUCAGAGCUGCAGAUGCAGAUGAAUACUCUUAACGAGAAGAGAGCACAGCUGCAGGGCGUGCUCGAUAAGUUGCAGGCGUUAAACGACGAGUUUGCAGAAAUGACGCGCAAAAAGAAAGGUCUAGAAGAUGAAAUAGACCUCUGUUCCACGAAACUGUCUAGAGCUGAACAGCUGAUCGGCGGUCUGGGGGGAGAGAAGGCCAGAUGGACAGAUUUAGCGCUGCAGCUGCAGAACCUGCUGGAUAAUAUUAUAGGUGAUGUGCUGUUGUCGGCUGGAUUUAUUGCAUAUUUGGGGCCCUACACGGUGAAUUACAGGAGGGAGAUUGUGCAGAUGUGGAAUCAGCGGACAAUAGAUUUAAAUAUCCCUUGCUCAGAGACAUUCACAAUAAUAUCCACCCUCGGGGAACCAGUUGUGAUUCGUGCGUGGAAUAUUGCCGGUUUGCCUGUGGACGCCUUUUCCAUUGAAAAUGGCAUUAUCGUGGAGAAAUCUAGACGGUGGCCGCUUAUGAUUGACCCGCAGGAACAAGCGAACAAAUGGGUGAAAAACAUGGAGCGCGAUAACCAAUUAAAAGUGAUAAAGCUGACGGACCCGAACUACGUGCGCGUGCUCGAGAACGCAAUACAACUGGGCUUGCCCGUCAUCCUGGAGAACAUCCGGGAACACCUGGACGCUGUGCUCGAGCCCGUGCUGCUCAGGAAUAUCUUCAGGUCGGGAGGUAUCGACUGUUUGAAACUGGGUGACAACAUACUGGAAUACAGUCACAGUUUUCGAUUCUACAUUACUACUAGAUUGAGCAAUCCUCACUACUUACCCGAGAUCGCUGUUAAGGUGACGCUCCUAAACUUCAUGAUAACCCCGCAAGGUCUCCAAGACCAGCUUCUUGGCAUAGUAGUAGCGCAGGACAGACCCGAGCUCGAGCUGAAGAAGAACCAGCUCAUCGUGGAAGGGGCUAAUAAUAAGAGGACCUUGAAGGAGAUUGAGGAUAAGAUAUUGGAGGUGUUAUCAUCCGCCGGCAACAUUCUAGAAGACGAAUCGGCCAAUCAGAUCCUCUCCUCUUCCAAAACUCUAUCCAUAGAGAUAGAAGCGAAACAAGCAUCUGCUGCUAUCACAGAGAAGGAGAUAGACGAAGCCCGUCUUCUUUACGUGCCGGUGUCGAAGCAUAGCUCUGUGCUGUUCUUCUGUAUAUCUGAUUUGUCCAAUAUUGAUCCUAUGUACCAGUAUUCGCUCAAUUGGUUCAUAAACCUAUACAACCAAGCGAUACUGAACUCCCCACAAAGCGACAUACUGGACGAGCGUCUCGAAGGACUCAACGCGUUCUUCACACGCAGCAUCUAUGAGAAUGUGUGCAGGAGUCUGUUUGAAAAGGAUAAGUUGAUAUUUUCGCUGGUGCUGACUUUGGGCAUCUUAAGGGCCAGGGGUGAAAUAGAUGAUGAUCUAGUGUCGUUCCUGCUAACUGGUGGUGUUGCGCUGGAGAACCCGCACGAGAACCCCGCGCCCGCCUGGCUCUCCGACAAGGCGUGGUCGGAGAUCGUGCGCUGCUCUAACCUCAACGGGUUGCGCGGUUUCAAAGAGAGCUUUGAAGCCAAUAUAUCAAGUUGGAAAGAGUUCUACGAUCUGUCGGCGCCGCAUGAAGCCGCUUUUCCGCACCCGUAUGAAGAGAUACGCGGCAUUCCUAAGCUCAUUAUAUUAAGAUGCAUCCGACCAGACAAGUUGAUCCCUCUAGUCCAACAAUACGUAGUGGAGGAAAUGGGUCGGCCAUACAUCGAACCGCCCCCCUUCGACCUAGAGAAGUCAUACAACGACAGCAACUGCUGCUCCCCGCUGAUCUUCAUCCUGUCUCCAGGGUCUGACCCCAUGUCGGGGCUGGUCAAGUUCUCCAUGGAGAGGAAGGUGGUCAGCUUCGAGACGAUUUCGCUGGGGCAGGGACAGGGUCCAAUAGCAGCGAACAUGAUUAGCCAAGCGAUCGUGACGGGCGGCUGGGUGGUGCUGCAGAACUGCCACGUGAUGGACUCGUGGAUGGGCGAGCUGGAGAGGAUCUGUGCUGAAGUUAUUGUGCCGCAGACAACACACAAGGAGUUCCGGUGUUGGCUGACGUCAUAUCCCAGUCGAGCCUUUCCGGUCACUGUGCUACAGAAUGGCGUGAAGAUGACGAACGAAGCGCCAAAGGGGCUGAAGAACAACAUCUACCGCUCGUACAUCUCGGACCCGAUCUGCGACGCGGAGUUCUACAUCUCGUGCCCGCGCACGGAGCAAUGGCGGCGGCUGCUGUACGCGCUGUGCUUCUUCCACGCGCUCGUGCAGGAGCGCCGCGCCUUCGGCCCGCUCGGCUGGAACAUACAGUACGAGUUCAACGAGAGCGACCUGCGCAUCUGCAUCAUGCAGCUGCAGAUGUUUCUCACGGAGUACGCAGAGACCCCGCUAGAGGCGCUCAACUACCUGGCGGGCGAGUGCAACUACGGCGGUCGCGUUACAGAUGACAAGGACAGAAGACUCAUUAUGUCGCUGCUCUCAACUUUUUAUAAUGCGGAAGUCACUGGUGAUCCGGACUACUCGUUCUCCCCGAGCGGCGACUACCGCAUGCCGGCGAGUAUGGAGUACAACAGUGUACUCGAGCACAUCAGAGCGCUGCCGAUGAUCGCUAAACCAGAAGUGUUUGGGUUGCACGAGAAUGCGGAUAUCACUAAGGAUAAUAAGGAGACGGCUGCGCUUCUCUUCGGCUGCCUGCUCACCCAGACCUCCAUAACCUCGAGCGGUGGUGGUGGUGAGGGUGGUGAGGGUGGUGGUGUGGUGGAGCUGACGCGCGACAUGCGAGCCCGCCUGCCGCCGCCCUACGACGUGCCGGCCGUCGCCGCGAGAUACCCCGUGCAGUACUAUAACAGCAUGAACACCGUGCUCAAACAGGAGCUAAUCCGCUACAACCGUCUAGUAAACGUAGUGGCUCGUACCCUUCAAGGCGUGUACUUAGCAGCCCAGGGUCUGGCCAUCAUGAGCGCGGAGCUGGAGGAGUGCAACAACGCCUUCGUGAAGGGCAUCGUGCCUGGAGCUUGGAUGUCCAAGUCUUAUCCGUCUAUGAAACCAUUGGGAUCGUAUGUUGCGGAUUUGUUGGCAAGACUAAAGUUUCUCCAAGACUGGAUAGACGAAGGUCCUCCAGUGGUCUUCUGGAUAUCCGGGUUCUACUUCACGCAGUCGUUCCUCACGGGCGUGCUGCAGAACUACUCGAGACACAACAGAAUACCGAUAGACCAGGUGCACUUUGAGUUCACCAUCACCAGCAUGGAGGCGGAGUGUGAAGAGGAGCCGACAUUUGGGGUUUAUUGUAAGGGUCUCUUCCUAGAAGGUGCAAGAUGGAAUCGCGAGACGAUGCAGCUAGACGAGUCUUACCCGAAAAUAUUAUUUGACACAAUACCCAUUAUUUGGUUCCAACCAGCCUUAAUUGUUGACUUUAACCCCCCUCCCUCCUACUUCUGCCCUAUAUACAAGACAAGUGAACGAAAGGGGGUGCUCGCUACAACAGGACAUUCCAGUAAUUUUGUUAUGUAUAUCACGCUAAGGUCGGAUAUACCACAGAAGCAUUGGAUCAAUAGAGGCGUCGCUAGUUUGACGCAAUUGGAUGAUUAAUUAGGUUUUUAAUUGUAAUUCCUGUGAUAUG